Messenger RNA from Fundulus heteroclitus (mummichog), 5236 nucleotides. RefSeq names its product NLR family CARD domain-containing protein 3-like. Gene Ontology annotation, molecular function: protein binding. NCBI's taxonomy places the organism in Eukaryota, Metazoa, Chordata, Actinopteri, Cyprinodontiformes, Fundulidae. The record is from RefSeq and is a predicted model, not a curated record. The transcript is spliced from 9 exons. The coding region runs from base 10 to 3285 and encodes 1091 amino acids.
GUGACUUUUAUGAGAGUUCUGCUUGUUACAAAAAUUUGUUUUUCAUUACUGCCCUUUCUCUUUCCUUUUAGCAGGGGGACAGCUGGUUUGCCAAACAACAACAUGAAUAGGUACGGCAAACAAAAGGAGAGAUCGGGAUCUCCUGAAAGCUGUGUCUCCAUGGAGACUGAGAAGUCAAGAGAGGCACCUAUAGCAUUCAAUGAGGGAAACAACUGUAGUAAUGCAGAAACUAAUGACUGUAAAGGCUCCGAGGUGUCCAGUGAUCCGGCUGCCCAACAUCUGCAAAAAGACUUGGAUUCCAUUUUUCAGUCCGUUGAAAAGGAAAUUGUCUGUUUUGUGAAGAAUGAGUUGAAGAAGUUCAAGAAAGUUCUAAGUUCAGCAGAUUCAAGUUUAGACAACCAAGAAGAAAAUGAGGACAUGCUUGACAAGGAUGAGGUAGCAUACAAAAGAAGUACAGAAGAGGCUUUUCUAAAGAUCACGCUAAUCUUUCUGAGGAAAAUCAAAGCAAACAAGCUGGCUGACUCUCUACAGAACAAAUCCCCUGGAGCAUGCCAGUAUAAAUUCAAGUCUAAUUUGAAGGAGAGAUUUCAAUGUUUGUUUGAGGGAAUUGCCAAAGCAGGAAACCCAACACCUCUGAAUGAAAUCUACACAGACCUCUAUGUUACAGAGGGAGAAACUGGAGGGAUCAUAGCUGAACAUGAGUUCAGGGAGAUUGAAACAACAAAAUCCUCCAGCUCAGAAAAAAUAAUCAGGUGUGAUGAGAUCUUCAAACCUGAAAAGGAUCGCCCAACCAGAACAGUCAUGACAAAGGGAGUGGCUGGGAUUGGGAAAACCAUUUUAACACAAAAGUUUGCACUGGACUGGGCUGAAGACAAAUCCAACCGCAAUAUACAGUUCACAUUUCCUCUCACAUUCCGGGAGCUAAAUUUGCUGGGAGGGAAGACGUACAGUUUGGUAGAACUUAUUCAUCACCUCUUUAAUGCAACAAAAGAAGCAGGAGUCUAUAGGUUUGAAAAUUACAAAAUUGUCUUCAUUUUUGAUGGCUUGGAUGAAUGUAGGCUUCCUCUGGACUUUAACAGAAAUGAAAUUGUGACUGACAUCACAGAGUCCACCUCAGUGGAAGUGUUGUUGACAAACCUUAUCAGGGGAAAACUACUCCCAUCCGCCCUCCUCUGGAUAACCACACGGCCAGCAGCAGCCAGUCAGAUCCCUCCUGAGUAUGUUGACAUAGUGACAGAGGUGAAGGGCUUCAAUGACCUACAGAAGGAAGAGUACUUCAGAAAGAAAAUUGGGGAUGAGGUCAAUGCCAACAUUAUUAUCGCACACAUCAGAAGAUCACAAAGCCUUAAUGCCAUGUGCCAAAUUCCAGUCUUCUGCUGGAUCACAGCUACAGUUUUGCAGGAUGUGUUGAAAAGCAGAGAUGGAGGAGAGCUGCCAAAAACCAUGACUGAGAUGUAUGUUCACUUUUUGGUGGUUCAGACCAAACUGAACAACAAAAAGUACCAUGGGACUAAUGAGACAGACCCACACUGGAUUCCUGAGAACAAAGAACUGAUUGGGUCUUUAGGAAAACUGGCUUUUGAGCAGCUGCAGAAAGGCAACCUGAUCUUCUAUGAAUCAGACCUGAGGACUUGCGGCAUUGAUAUCAUAUCAGCAUCUAUCUACUCUGGAGUUUUUACACAGAUUUUUAAAGAAGAGCAAGGCCUCUACCAAGACAAGGUGUUUUGCUUUGUUCACCUCAGUGUUCAAGAGUUCCUGGCAGCCCUUUAUGUUGAUUUGAUCUUCUCCAACACUGGGAUCAAUCCCCUGGAACCUGAGGAACUACCUACACAAACAUCCAAACCGUCAAGCAAUAAAUAUCUAUUUUUCUACCAGAAAGCAGUAGACAAAGCUUUGCUGAGUCCUAACGGACAACUUGAUUUGUUUCUUCGAUUUCUUCUGGGUCUCUCUCUGGAUACCAAUCAAAAGCUUCUACAAGGGCUGCGGAUACAGGCACAAAGUGACACCAAAACCACUGAAGAAACAGCUGAGUAUGUUAAAGAGAAAAUCAGGGAGAAUCCAUCUCCUGAGAAAAGCAUCAACCUUUUCCACUGCCUAAAUGAGUUAAAAGAUAACUCUUUAGUGAAAGAGGUUCAACAGUAUCUUAAUUCAGGAAGCCUCUCCAGCAAACCCCUAUCUUUAUCUCAUUGGUCAGCUCUGGUUUUCAUCUUACUGUCAUCUGACGAAGACCUAGACCAGUUUGACCUGCAGAAAUAUUCUCCUUCAGAAGAAGCACUUCUAAGGCUGCUACCAGUGGUGAAAACCUCCAAAAAGUCUUUACUGAGAAGCUGUAAUCUAAAUGAGAAAAGCUGUGUAGCUGUGGCAACAAUUCUCAGCUCUGAGUCUACCUGUUUGAGACAGCUGGACCUGAGUAACAAUGAUCUGCUUGACUCAGGAGUCAGGUUGCUCUCCGCUGGUCUCAUGAAUCCAAACUGUAAACUAGAGGUUCUCUGUCUUUCAGGUUGUCUGAUCACAUGUGAAGGCUGCUUGUCUCUGGCCUCAGCUCUAAGUUCCAACCCUUCACAUCUGAGAGAACUGGACCUGAGUUAUAAUCAUCCAGGAGACCUCGGAAUAAAACUACUCACUGAUGGAGUGGAGAACCCUCAGUGGAGACUUGACACUGUCAGGCUGGAUCAUGUUGGAGCGCAAUGGAUGAAAGCAGGGCUACAGAAAUAUGCAUGUGAGCUCAGAUUGGACCUGAACACAGCAAACAAACAUGUCCUCCUAAAAGAGAACAACACUAAAGCAGAAGUUGUGAGUCAGGAGCUUCCAUAUCCUGAUCACCCUGACAGAAUGGAUUUACUCUAUGGGGUGUUGUGUACACAUGGUUUGACUGGUCGCUGUUACUGGGAGGUUGAGAGGAAAGGAUGGCUUUCCAUAGGAGUUGCUUACAAAGGAAUGGAACGGAAGCAAACAAAUAAUGAGAGCAGAUGUGGAAGGAAUGACAAGUCCUGGGCUCUGUUUUCUCUUGAUAAUCAGUUCUCUGCGUGGCAUAAUGAUGAAGCAAAAUCAUUCAAUGCGCCCGACUCACCUGUUCCAGAGAGAGUAGCUGUAUAUCUGGAUUGGUAUUCUGGUACUCUGUCUUUCUACAGAGUCACUGCAGAGACACUGAUCCACAUCCACACCUUCCACACUACAUUUACAGAGCCUGUUUACCCCAUCUUUGGCUUUAGGGCUUAUUCUGCAAUGUCUCUGUGUCACAUGUCAGAAAAAUCACUGGAACUCCAAAUGGUUCCCUCUGAAUGAACAAGAAGAGAAAUGGAAUGACUAAAGAGGCCUCCAUGCACUGCAUGUUAAUGGAGUACAUUAGUGAUGAUAGAGACAAGGAGCAAAAGCCAAAGCCCGAAGGGAAACAGUUGUGAUUUUUCAACAGGAGCCAAAGCAUAUGUAAUUUAAAGUCGUAAGCACCAACUAAUACAAUAAAAACUAGAUUUGCUCAAAACAUCUAUUGUAAUUGUUUUAGAAGUAAUCAUAUCUUUAGAAUGUUAAAUAUUAAAUUCAGGGUUUUAGCAAACAAAAUACAGAUUUUUAACCUUGUUUAACAUCAGUUGUGGGCACAGUCACCCUAAACUGAAAAUAAAUAAUUGCAGAGCCAACUUUUCAUUCAGAGGUUUAGAAACGGUUUGGGGACUGGUUAGCAUCCACUUUAUUAUAUUUUGUUAUGUUUUAUUAUAUUGUAGAUGUUAUGGGACUGUCCCCUUUGGGACAUUUAAUUAGCAUGGGAAAACAUGUUUCUACACAGCAAUGAUUAAACAGAUUUUCAUUUGUGUUUUUCAAGUCAAAAAAUGGUGCAUAUUAAACAAUAUUGAUAUUGAUGUUACAACAGUAAGUAACUCAAAGCAGAGUUCAUGCCAAAUUUCCCCAUUGUGGGACAAUAAAGGAAUAUCUUAUCUUAUGCAUUGUGCCUGAUUUUAUACACCCCAUUUCCAUUAUUUGCAUGUGUGAGUAGAUCAUUUUGGUAAUAUAGUGCAUAUGUUGGAGCUCCUGUUCCACCAUUUCCUUUAAACCAGGAGUUCUCAAAUUGUGUCAACACUUUAAAAAUAAAUAUAUUUAAAAUAAUAAAGUACCAAACUAAUACAUAGAAUAUAGAAGGUGAAGGCUAUAGUUCCACAUUCAUGUACAGUAGGUGGCGGUAUGCACCAUUGAUAUUUUUGUUCCGAAUAAGAAAAAUUAUUGUGCUGUUUCUAGAAUUGAAGACGUCAAAGAUAUGGGUACAUAGCUGCCGCCUGAAAAGGAAGCCAGAGGUGUCCCAAAUGUGGUGCUGAUCAUAAAUUUGAAGAAUGUAAAGAUGAUGUGCUGGAAAAUUGCUGUAACUGUGGUGGUAAACACAGAGUGGCAUAUGAGAAGGUCAGGAAAAGGGCAGUAUAAAUCCAACAACUUAAAACAAUCAAUAAGAUAAACUGUCCAGAGGCAUUGAAGAGGGUUGAAAAAAAUAAUAAAAGUUGGAGAAUUUAUCAUGAACCAGCAUAAGUUUGGACAGGUAUACACAGAUAGGCCCUUUGACUUGGAAUAUAUAAUAGUAGACGUUUGGACUGAAGAUGGAAAAAUUUAUUUUCUAAACAGACCUGCAACUUUUUUUGCCCCCUCUUCGGGGUCUUGAGUAACUAAACUUGACAGAGUGUGCAUAUUGGCUCACAGCAUCUUAAGCCCUAAGUGAUGAAGCGGGUUAAAGGAGCCCAGAGAGAUCGAUCUGAUGUGGAGGUAGAUGCUGUCUCAAGACUUAUAUAGGUUAUCUAGCAAGCAAACUGUGGGGGAAGGUGAAAUUUUACACCUCAGGCAGUUUGAUAAGUCCUUACAUAUCUGGACCCAGAACCUCUGAACAGGUGUACAUAACUAUAGUGCAUGAAUAUAAUUGUCAGUAUUAUUGCCUGUGCACUGUGGACAUAUUAGAUUGAGCAAAACCCAUCCUGAACAAUCUUUGACCUGUAUAGUGUGCUCUGAGAAGGAUUUUGUUUUGUAUUAGUUGUAAAUUCGGGUUUCUAGGCAAUUCAAAAGUUCUUUAAACAUAUCUGAGACCAAGUGUUUUGUUCAAAGCUGAACAAAUCUUCCCGUUUCAUAAGGAAGACAUAUUGAAUCAUCUAGUUUAGACAGUGUCCUGUAUAAUUUAGAUAGUUCUGUGGGGUUUAGAUCCAGGAACUCUAAUACAUUUACUGGAAUUUGUAAACCACCAUUAAUUAGUUUAAUUUAUUUUUAUUAC